Molecule: messenger RNA, 1194 nt
Organism: Wasmannia auropunctata (little fire ant)
Lineage: Eukaryota; Metazoa; Arthropoda; Insecta; Hymenoptera; Formicidae
Gene: Taf12
Product: transcription initiation factor TFIID subunit 12
Exons: 3
Coding region: 283-873 (196 amino acids)
Biological process (GO): RNA polymerase II preinitiation complex assembly; DNA-templated transcription initiation
Cellular component (GO): SAGA complex; SLIK (SAGA-like) complex; transcription factor TFIID complex
Molecular function (GO): protein heterodimerization activity; DNA binding; TBP-class protein binding
Source: RefSeq, a predicted model, not a curated record
UUAUACUAUAUAGUUUAUGGAUUAGUAGAAUGCUGUUUGUUGAUAUUUACAUUUUACUUGACAGUGUCUAAUAUUCUGUCGUUGUAAUUUUUCUUUCACAAAUAAUAAAUAUAUGUUAAAUAAUUCCUUUUCUUCACGCACGUGUUAACGCGCGUCAAGUCAAGAGUGCGAUAAAGGAUUGCUCGCCUCAAAAUUACGUGAACGCGGAACGGUAGCAGCUAGCAGCGGAAAGCGGAGUAGGAGAUCGUUGAAGAUCCAACGACUUGCAUCGCUUCUCUCGAAAUGUCACAACAAAGUGCUAUCGUGCAGACAACAACGACAACGACAACAACGACGACUACAACGGGCUCGGAAAUGACACCCGUGCUUGGAACUCUACAGUCCGUGGGACCUAAUAAUCAGACGUCACCAGUUUUGUCUAACGUGCAAAGCGGUGGCACUACCACAACCGCUGUACAGCCACAAACGCAAUCUCAACAAACUCAGUAUGUUCCCCAGCCUCCGAAACCAGUGCAAUCAUCCACUCCAAGUUCUUUUAGCGAUUUUCCACAAUUUUUAACAAAAACAAGGCUACAAGACUUGGUGAGGGAAGUAGAUCCUACCGAACAAUUAGAUGAGGAGGUGGAAGAGAUGCUUUUACAAUUAGCGGAUGACUUUGUGGAAACAACGGUAAACGCAGCUUGUCUAUUAGCUAAGCAUCGUCAUGCCAACACGGUAGAAGUUAAAGAUGUACAGUUACAUUUAGAAAGAAAUUGGAAUAUGUGGAUUCCCGGUUUUGGUACAGAUGAAGUGCGUCCAUAUAAACGAGCUACUGUCACCGAAGCGCAUAAGCAAAGACUAGCGCUUAUACGAAAGUCUAUCAAGAAAUAUUAAUCCUUUUGUGAAUUAGUUUAUCAGUUGUGAAGAAUUAAAAGCUAUUUUAUAUAUUUUUAAUCUCAAGCUAUUGUGCCGCUACAAUGAACGUCUUGUAACAAAAAUGUUCAUCUUGUACAUAAUUUUUCCUUUUCACACAUGUGCCAAUUGGUUUUUUUUCUUUUUAAUAGUUUUUAGUUUUACUAUAAUCCAGAUGAUAAAAAUACGUUUGUAUAAAAACAGCAAAUUUCUUUUAACUUAUGCUACGAAAGUUUCUUUAUGUACAAAGUAUUUUUUUUUAAUUCUUUAAUAAAAUGUUUAAUAUACAUAUAUUUAAGAAAA